Messenger RNA from Penicillium crustosum, 1680 nucleotides. RefSeq names its product C6 transcription factor. NCBI's taxonomy places the organism in Eukaryota, Fungi, Ascomycota, Eurotiomycetes, Eurotiales, Aspergillaceae. Bases 1 to 1680 code for a protein of 559 amino acids. The transcript has 4 exons. Gene Ontology annotation, biological process: regulation of DNA-templated transcription; DNA-templated transcription. The record is from RefSeq and is a predicted model, not a curated record. Gene Ontology annotation, molecular function: DNA-binding transcription factor activity, RNA polymerase II-specific; zinc ion binding; DNA binding.
AUGGAGAAUUUUGAUCACAUCAUUUCUACCUCGACACUACGUGUCACCCAGAGACGACCACGAGCAUGCACAGAAUGCGCUCGUCGCAAGCUGCGCUGCUCUAAGGUGAUCCCGUGUGGUGCUUGUAUGGAUCGAGGCAUUGGCCACUUAUGCUAUCGAGAAAAUGUUUUGCUCCGUAAUAGAAAGGCUAAUAAGCUAGACAGAACGAUGCGAUCAAAUCAAGAUACCGCCUCGGGUGAUGUGCAGCAGAGAGAUGGUGAUGAUGUCCUUCAUGAUUUCCACCACGUUCCUCUUUCUGCCUCUAGUCCACUUGAAUCUUCACCACCACAGGGCAUAGGGAUGCCGUUAAUAGAUACCACUAGCCCAUACAUGCAUUCAGAUCAAAUGGCACCCAGCUCCGACAAUGACCCACUAGCCGUCAGCCCAACAGCCGUGCCUAGAGAAACACCCAACACAACCAGGAGUAGCUCUGAGCGAGGGCGUUUCCCCCACUCAUCGUUGACCUCACAAAGUGGAUUGAUGAAAGGUGUUGGACAGAAUACUGCAGUCACCCUCGAGUUCCUUGCUCUCGGUAGACAGCAUGUCAUGAGACUUGGGCAUGGUUUGGGCACGGGAUCGCCGGCUUUUUUACCAACCCAUUCCGCAAAUAUGGCUGAUCCAAUCGUCACGCCAGCUCAGGCUUUCUGGUUGGUGGACUACCACGAGAAAAACAUUUCUUGGAUGCACAAUAUUCUUCAUAUGGCCACAUUUCGUGAACAAUGUGACACAUUUCUGGAUUCGGGGGUUCCAAUCAGCCCGCUCUGGCUACCUCUCUAUUAUACCGUGCUUUCUUGCACUGUAUACCUGACGUCGCCGGAUUUGUUGCAGCAAUGUGGAAUUGUCGAUCAACAACCACUUGCAUUACACCUACAUGAAAAAAGCAUUGAAUUCCUACACGCCUCAAAUUUUAUGGUUAACCAUUCAAUUUUCUCCGUGCAAGCCAUCUGUAUGCUCAUCCAUUGCGGGCACAACUUUGGUGAAUCAGAUUUGAUUUCCACGCUGAUGGGCUCCGCCAUUCGCAUCGCGCAGUCGCUCGGUAUUCACCGUCUGGGAUCAGAUAAAACAGGAAGUGUGGUUAAGUCAACGGAACGAGGAAAGGCAAAGAAGCAACUGACUGAUCGCGAAAUAAGCAAGAGGGUGUGGUGGUUCCUCAUUCGCCAGGAUUGGCUUCAAAUACCUUUCAUAAACACUUACACGAUCCACCCAACACAAUUCAACACACCUAAACCCAAAAACUGCAUUGACUCAUUGAUUGAAAUUGGCGACGAUGGCGUGGUCGAAUGUGGAAUCGAUACAUAUACUCAGGGCAGUUACACGGCGGUGCUGAAUGAGGUUGCCGUUCUACUCUGGAGAACCCAAGAUCGAUUGUGUCUCCUAGGACAUCCCGAUCGGGAGCCUGAUGGUGAACGUAGGCUCUACGAAGAAAUCAUAAUAGCCGACACUGAGCUACGAAAGAUCAUCAGCCGAAUGCCUAUUUUCUUCCGUGAAAAGGUGUCUCAAGAUAAGACCCUCCCUGCGCAUAUUGUGCAGCAAAGAGAGGUAACACAGCUUUCAUUGUCGCAUAAAGUUUGUAACCCAAGCUUCUGCAUCUUGCGAUCUGAUGCCGAACUAUCUCGUGCUUACACUCACGCUAGUUCCUGA